Messenger RNA from Funneliformis geosporum, 281 nucleotides. NCBI's taxonomy places the organism in Eukaryota, Fungi, Glomeromycota, Glomeromycetes, Glomerales, Glomeraceae. The record is from the annotation of a GenBank genome assembly.
UAAAAGCUCCUAAUUUUCCUAAAGCCUUCAUAAAAUUUCCAUCUUGGGUCAAGUAUAAUGAACCCCUUAUAGCAACAGAAAUAUAUGAAAAGAGGUAUAUAAAACUAUUAUCCAAUGAAGGUAAUAUUUAUGUUGGAUUACCUUGGGAAAUAGAAAAAACAUAUGUUCUUGAAAAUCUGGCUAUUCCUGAUGAUGUAAAUUUGCUUAUAUUAUCUACGCGUCACUCUUACUCAAAUACUAUUACUAUAAGACUUAAUCUUAAAUCAUAUGCAAUAUUGAUG